UGCCCCCUGUGCAUCGUUUGCGUGUGCGGUUCCGCGUGUGUUGCAGUUGGCAGAAAAAAGGCAGGCAGCUGCUCUCGAGAAGUGCCCCUGUUUUCCGCGGUCCCGAGUGCCCCCCUAGUGCGGUUCAAGGCCAACGCUUUCCACGCCUCUCCCAGCGCCCCAGUCAGCGGAAGUGCCGGCCAGAAAAUGUUCAGCGGAAUCACCGGAGGAGCCAAAUCGUCGUUGAAGAACCUUGGCAGCAAGGCGGAGGGUCUGUUCGACAAGAAGAAAAAGGAAGCCCAGGAUAUGACGAACGAGAAGGUUCAGGCGGCCACCAGCAUGGCGGAGGACCAGGCCAAGAAGACGCAAGAAGCGUUCAGCAAGACCAAGAGCGACGCCGAGGCGCUGGCCUCGUCGGCCGCCGGUGAGAUCGAUGCCACGAAGCAGCAGGCAUCAGCCGCCGCGGAGACCGGUGCCCAGGCGGCCGGAACACUGAUGGACCAAGCGAAACAGGCGGCCGAGAAUGCGAUCCAGCAGAGCGCCGUCGUCGUGGAGAAGGCGGUCGAGGAGCAGAUGAAGGUGGCCGAGGAGAAGGUGGACGAAGGGAUGAAGCUGGCCAGUGCCGAGGUCGACCGGAAGCUGCAGGAAGCGAACCGGUUCGCCGACGAGAAGCGUGGCGAACUGGAGCAGAAAGUAACCGAAGUAACGGCAAAGGCACAGGACACGGCCGCUACCGGUGCUGCCGGGCUGCUUGGCAAGCUGAACCUUGGAAAGUAAAUGGCCACAACGUUCCCGUCCCACGGAGCGACAACGGAACUCGUGGAAACGGAAAUCUCCGGAAAUAAUCCUGUAGCACCUUAAGAUGAUAUGCUCUUUGCACACAGAUUUGCGCGUCGGCAGCAGCAGCUUCGUUGUUAGCCGAGCAACGUGAUGAUAUUAAGCUUUUUGGAAGAUAUUUUUUAAAAUAAAACCCAUUACUAUUAAUGUGUAUCGGUCCGAGCGGCCUAGGACCCGGGGUGGAGAAAGGAGCUAGAGAGAGAGAGGGAGAGCGGGGACACUUUGAAGCUUCACAGAGCCGUGUAACCGUCACACAGAAGCCAUAUACGGAAGUUUAUACAACUGAUCGUACAAAGCAUAAGCACAUUUCCACCGCGAUAUUGGUUAAUAAUAUGCGCCGCCACAUGUGAUAGUCCAGCAGAGAACCACCAAUAGAAUCGAAAGCCUCCAAUGGCCCAUGCGCCGUCGCCUUACAGCCACGAACCUUCGCACGGUUUUGCAGAUUGUACCGAAUGCCAGCAAACGCCUUAAAGUGUUGUAAUUACCUGCUCCGUGUGUUCCGCCAUUGGAAGGGCUUAAUCUUACAUUACUUUCGGCGGUCCCUCGACGACGGCUCACGCAAUCGAUCAGCGACAUUUGGAAUGCGUAAAGUCACCAGUCUUUUAAAGUGGAACAAUAAAAUUCUUUUAGCAGCUUAAGUA
Molecule: messenger RNA, 1457 nt
Organism: Anopheles bellator
Lineage: Eukaryota; Metazoa; Arthropoda; Insecta; Diptera; Culicidae
Product: signal recognition particle receptor FtsY
Exons: 5
Coding region: 187-756 (189 amino acids)
Source: RefSeq, a predicted model, not a curated record